Messenger RNA from Zerene cesonia (dogface butterfly), 2688 nucleotides. RefSeq lists its product as uncharacterized. The record is from RefSeq and is a predicted model, not a curated record. Gene Ontology annotation, cellular component: plasma membrane. Bases 248 to 1066 code for a protein of 272 amino acids. The transcript is spliced from 7 exons. NCBI's taxonomy places the organism in Eukaryota, Metazoa, Arthropoda, Insecta, Lepidoptera, Pieridae.
CCCUAGGAGCCAGUCGCCACGUGCGUUCCCGCCCGGACGAGUUCUGAGUUAGUUGGGCGGCACGCCGCCGUCGUCCGCACGUAUCUGCACCAUAUAUGAACCAUCUCAGAAGUUCUCAAGUGUUCAAGUGACAAUAAGAUGUAACGUAAUUAUGUUGUACCGUGAUAUAUAGGAUUGUCAAUACGAAAUAUGUUCUGUGUGUUCUCUUUGUAGUGGCGAACGUAGAUCAGAUCAACAGGACACAAUCAUGGAAACGGACAAAAUGUCCACUGCGUCGUCUGUGGGCGCUGAGCGGCGGCCGCUGCUGCAGGCCCUGGUAAUUGAGAGGCGUAUACUCUUCGGAUGCACAAUCCUGGUGGGAUUGUGCACUUUUGUGUGGAUAUCUGCUGUGUGCACUGAGAAGUGGGUUCAUAUUACGAGUACCAAUGGGUUAUACAUACCUUCGAGAGGUGAAUACUUUAUGUGGAGUGAUUCCGGAGUUUGGCAGAUUUGUCGAUAUGUAUUUCGUCCUAAUUUAAACCCUGAAAAAGCCAAUGUGACCACUACUCCCAGACCAAUGGAUCUCGGCAUAACGGGACUGGUGGGGGAAUAUUAUACAAAUUGUACGAAUUAUUUAGCGCAGCCAGCAAUGAAAAAUGGCAAGCCUGCGGAUCCCGCGUAUGAUAUUGAUGUCGCAAAUUACGUAAGGACAAUGAUAUCAUUCGGAAUUAUAAGCUUGUUUGUCAUGGCGAUGGGGUGCGGCUUCUCUAUGUAUACCUUUCGCAACCCCAGGUAUAUGUUCAAGCGACUUGCUGCAGGCAUACACUUCAUUAGCACUUCAUGCACAUUUGUUGUGGUGCAAGUAACAAUGUCAUCUGUGGACCACAUGAAGAAAAAUGUCAAAUAUAUUUAUCCAGAACGUGCCUACCAUUACUUCCACGUCAGUUACUUUUUAGCGUGGUUCGUCGUGCUUGUAAACUUCUUCGCUGCGGCCUCUUUCCUGUGGUACUCCCGCAAAAGGAAAGGCGACAAGGCGGCCACCGACGAGCUUGCUAUGGCGGACGAACCGACCAUCAUAGGUCGAUGACCUUUCAGGCUUCCACACAGGCGACCAGCCAGGUCCAAAGGACACUUCCACGAGUCUCCACUGAACAGUGCUCAAAUGACCAAAGCUAAAACAAUAUUCGAAAGUCUUCCAAAUACGCUAGAUGUUAAAACAUUCAAGAGCCUAACGCUCUCAACGGAACUUACCUUUAAUUUUUUCAAUUUUAGAUUUCUUUGUUAAUCUUAUAAGCGUUCAAUCGCCAUUCGCUUGCAUGUGGUUUUAUUAUGUUGAUAUUGUGGUUAUGACUUAUAGGAUUAACGAAGUAUAUUAGCUUUAUGUCUAUUUAUUUAAGUAAAUAUGAUUAGUAUUUAAGUAAGACUAGGACUGUGCGUCCAAUCUUUUAUUUCAUUUCCAACGUAUUUGCUCAUGCUAUUUGUAUUGCAACACUCAUUUAUAAUCUUAUCUAUUACAUAUAUUUCAGAUUUUAUGGAGCCCUAAAUGAAAAUCUAAAAGAAUAUAUUGAAACUCUUCAUUUUAACUAAGGAUAAAAUAAAUUCAAAGAGUUAUUCUUCAUAUCGAUAGAAACAUAUUAUUAUUAAGGCGAAAUAAUACUGCCUUUUUGAAAUUGCUAAUUGUGCUGUACAAUUGUAAUAUACGAUACGAGUACAAACAGUUUAAUUUUAGAGUGUAUUUAAUAAACUAAUUUUAAUGCUAAUCCAUAAAAAUCGUAUGUAAAAAUCUUGUUUGGGUGAGUGACAACAAAAUUAUAAAAAAGUGAAAAGGUAAAAUAACAUUAAAAUAUUUUGACAUAAAAGACCAAUUUCUUGUUUUCUUUAACGACGGUAAUUAUCUAAUACUACAAUAAUUUCUAUUAUUAAAUUUUGACCAUAACUUACUUAGGUUAUCAUCUAAAUGUGUGAAUCCAAAAAUAUAUUGAAUUUUGAAGGAUACGUAUAAAAUUUGAAACAACCAUGCAAAACAGAAUAGAAAUUGGUUCAAAUAAUCUUACUUUCAUUUAGAAGGAUUUUAUCUACGGAGCAGUCACAUAUAUCUACACACUAACCUAAGCAAUUGUUCAUAAAAUCUAUAACAAAUACCCUUUUCUGUAAAGUGCUACUUUCGCUUGUGUAAUAAGUAACCUUGAUGUGAAGGCCACUGCAGGGAAUGUGUAUCUUAGCCCUUGUAUGUCCAACGUCACAAGAUUGUACCGUCGACGGGGAAUUUCUAUUUUAAAGUGAAAUCAAACUCUCAGUCUAUGAAAUGCUAAAACUUUUCUCUUAUAUAAAAAUACCAUCGCGGAUUCACACUCAAUUAGAUCUCUUGUUAUCGUACUUAUUUGUUCUAGUCAACUAGUAAUACUCCUAUAAACUUAUGCACUGAAACUUUAUUUGCUGUGCCUUGAACUUACUUUUUUGCCAAAUUUAAUGUUAAGAUAUUUACGUAAGAUUGUAACUGUUAUCUUUAAUCAAUCUAUUUACAUUUACUAUUAUAUAUUCAACAUUUUAUUGUUAUAUAAAAGACCACUGUUUAUAUAAAUAUUCAAAUUACGCCUUAAAUUAAUUUUAGUAGCAGAUUAGGAAGGUUUCUUUUUAUGCAUUCUUAUGGAUAUUGUAAGUAUGGGGAUUCAGACGAUAAAUUAUUUUCACUAGGAUAGUAUAGUUUUU